Hermetia illucens (black soldier fly) is the source of this 1554-nucleotide messenger RNA. RefSeq names its product protein windbeutel (gene wbl). Bases 332 to 1123 code for a protein of 263 amino acids. Gene Ontology annotation, cellular component: endoplasmic reticulum; endoplasmic reticulum lumen. The transcript has 3 exons. The record is from RefSeq and is a predicted model, not a curated record. Gene Ontology annotation, biological process: protein secretion. NCBI's taxonomy places the organism in Eukaryota, Metazoa, Arthropoda, Insecta, Diptera, Stratiomyidae.
CAUGUGCGGCGUGGCUCUCAGCGGCGUCCGCCUACAUAUGUGAAUGCCGGUCUCACCUGGAUGUAGGUUUCUGUCAGUUUCCACUGAAGUACUUGUAACUUUGUUUUCGUGUGAAUUAGAAUAUCACCUUGCAUCCUUGUAGCGUUCAGAGGCUAUUUCACAGAACUUAUUAAUUUUCCAUUUUAGUUUAUUUCUUAGUCGUCAGAGAAAACGUUCGUGUACAAAUUGUGGAAAACCACGUCAUCUCAAGCAUAGUUGAGCCAAGCGGACUGACCGAAGUCCGAGGGUUUUCUCUAGUUAUUCAAAUUCAGUGAAAAGGAUUUAAGGGAAAAUGGUACUGAGACGAAACUACGGAGUCCUUUCUUAUUCAAAAUUUUACACAAUUCUAAUCGCAAUAUUGGCCUGCACACAACAAACCAUCGCAUCAUGUAUGGGUUGUGUUGAGCUCGAUGAAAUAUCCUUUGAUAAAAUGAUUGGACAUUUUAAAUAUUCGCUAGUGAAAUUCGACAUAGCCUUUCCUUAUGGGCCGAAACAUGAAAUCUACGGAGAGUUCGCUAAAAAGUAUGGUCCAAAAAUUGAUGACUUACUCGUGAGUUUGGUCGGCGUUAAGGAUUAUGGUGAGAAGGAGAAUCGUAUCCUUGCGCAACGUUAUGCUGUCGACGAAAAGGCUUAUCCCGCAAUUAUUCUGUUCCUGGAUAGUGAUAAUCAGAAGUAUGUGAAAUAUCCUAGUGAUUUAGAGAUUACAGUGGAUAAUAUCAAACGGUUUGUAACACAACAUACGCAUAUAUAUAUACCCUUGGAAGGAUGUAUAGAAGGAUUCGACAAGCUUGCUCGGGAUUUUGCACAGAAAACAAUUGGAGAACAAAGUGAAAUUCUUGAUAAGGCUAAGGAGAAGUUGGAAGAGCUCGAGACUGAGACCAAACAACGUGCCCAAGUCUAUGUCCGUUUUAUGGAAAAAGUCAUCGAAAAAGGUGGAUCAUAUCAAUUUAUCCUGGAUGAACGUAAACGUAUUGAGAAACUACUCAAAGAAAAAAUCAGUGACAAUAAGAAAAAGGAAUUGACACAUAAAUAUAAUAUUUUACAAUCAUUCCGUAUUGAGGAGGAUAAGAAAGAUGAAUUAUAAUCAAUCCACUUCCAAAACUUAUAAAACAAAUAGAAAAAAAAACUAAGAAGAAGAAGAAGAAUUUCAAAAAAUAGGUAGACAACAAUAAGUGAUACGUUCGAAUAUCAUUUUUUAAGGGGCUAGUUGUAAUAUAAUAUAAAAGGGGAGAAAGAAAUAAUCAAAUGACUGAAAAUGUAUAAUUCCAUUAUUUUUAUGUCAAUAUUUAUCUAAGCUAUUUCACCUUGGGGGCGUAUUUAUUUAAAUAUUUAUCGUUGAAAUGAUGGCUUUCUUGAUGAAAGAGAAGAGUCUUUAUUUUAUUGAAAAUGAUAUAAAUGGUAUUUUUUUGGGAUCCCGUUUGUUUUAAUAGAGGGAAAAACAUGAACAUAUGUAUUUUAUUAUAUUUAUAAUUAUUUUUAAAAAAAAGUGGAAUAAACGGCCUCAUUUAAUGGGUA